AUGUCAGACAUCAAAAAAACAAAAAUCGCAGACCAAUUGAAGGUGUUCCUCAGAUCCGACAAGGCCACCGUCCCAACCAAAGGUUCUGCUCUCGCUGCAGGCUACGACAUUUAUGCCUCUGAAGAUGCCACCAUUCCAGGUCAAGGACAGGGCCUUGUUGCCACCGAUAUCUCGGUGAUUGUUCCUGUGGGAACCUACGGGCGUGUUGCUCCAAGAUCCGGACUUGCGGUCAAGCAUGGAAUUUCCACCGGUGCUGGUGUCAUUGACGCUGACUAUAGGGGAGAGGUGAAGAUUGUUCUUUUUAACCAUUCGGCCAAGGAUUUCGAAAUCAAGGCCGGUGACAGAAUUGCACAAUUGGUCUUGGAGAAGAUCAUCAAUGCUGAUAUUGUGGAGAUCACCAAGGAGGAGUUGGACACCACUGACAGAGGUGAGGGUGGCUUUGGCUCGACUGGUACGAACUAG
Molecule: messenger RNA, 462 nt
Organism: Australozyma saopauloensis
Lineage: Eukaryota; Fungi; Ascomycota; Pichiomycetes; Serinales; Metschnikowiaceae
Gene: DUT1
Product: bifunctional dITP/dUTP diphosphatase
Exons: 1
Coding region: 1-462 (153 amino acids)
Biological process (GO): dUMP biosynthetic process; dUTP catabolic process
Molecular function (GO): magnesium ion binding; dUTP diphosphatase activity
Source: RefSeq, a predicted model, not a curated record